AUGGCGCUUAGGAUUCCUCUUCCAAUCGGUCCAAGAUCCGGCUAUGAAUUCGUCAGAAGCGACAAUAGCAGCUGCUCUUCGUUCGGGCUAUCCCUUGGCGGCAGCGGCAGCGGCAGCGGCAGCGGCAGCAGAGGAGUAGCUGUGAUUAAGUCCAGCUUAAAUCAGCAACGGAGAGACACAAAGGACACAUCUCCUAAAUCCUCCUCUGUGCUGCAAACACCGGAGAAGAUCGCCUCCGCUUUUGGCCAUGAAACAUUAAUCGCCGAUCUCGAACGUUUGUUUAAACAAGCUGCAGAUCCAUUUCGUCCGCAGCUCUCUGGACCUUUCUCUCCCUCUACGGGUGUAGGAUUCUCCGGUAGACCAGUCCGAGUCGCCUACCAAGGCGUUCGAGGCUCCUACUGCCAAGAAGCCGCCAUCAAAGCAUUCUCCCAAGUCUGCGAUGCUUUCCCCUGCGACCACAUGGAAGACGCCUUCGAGGCUCUCGAGCAUAAAGCCGCCGAUCGUGCCAUCAUACCUGUGGAGAACUCUAUCGAUGGAACGAUCGAUCGCAAUUUCGAUCUUUUAAUCCGCCAUGGCGAUGUCAACAUCGUCGGAGAACUAGUCCUCCCUGUAAAUCACUGCCUCUUGGCCUUUCCAGGUACCUCAAGAUCCGAUCUGAAACGGAUCGUAAGCCAUCCGCAGGCGCUGAACCACUGUAAGACCAGAUUGGAGUCAUUAGAUCUGGAAGUGGAAGAGGUCUCCAAUGCGGCAGACGCAGCGAGAUUCGUGUCGGAGAAUCGAAUCUCCGACACCGCCGUGAUUGGUAGCAGAAUCGCAGCUAAGGAAUUUGGAUUGAAGGUCAUGGAUCAGAAUCUUCAAGAUGGGAACUGCAACUUUAAUCGAUUCUUGCAGUUGGGAUUGGGAUCAGGGUUGGAACCCUUGUCCCUGGCCGGGAAAACCAGAACCACAGUAGCGUUUUCCUUACAAAACGGAGUCUCAGAUCUUUUCCGUGCUCUUUGGAUUUUCGAGAGCCGAAAUGUAUCGGUGACUCGGGUGGAGCACCGGCCGAACCGGUCUGCUCCGAUUAGAGUUGUUGAGAAGGGGACAGAAGAGUUCCGGUAUUUCGAUUACGUUUUCAUAUUGGACUUAGAAGGUAGCGUAUCGGAAGCGGGCAUUAGAGGUGCGCUGAAGGGGUUGGAAGAGAUAUCGGGGUUCCUCCGUGUUCUUGGUUGUUAUACGUGUGGCCACUAA
Molecule: messenger RNA, 1230 nt
Organism: Macadamia integrifolia
Lineage: Eukaryota; Viridiplantae; Streptophyta; Magnoliopsida; Proteales; Proteaceae
Product: arogenate dehydratase/prephenate dehydratase 2, chloroplastic-like
Exons: 1
Coding region: 1-1230 (409 amino acids)
Biological process (GO): L-phenylalanine biosynthetic process
Cellular component (GO): chloroplast; cytoplasm
Molecular function (GO): arogenate dehydratase activity; prephenate dehydratase activity
Source: RefSeq, a predicted model, not a curated record